Fonsecaea multimorphosa CBS 102226 is the source of this 762-nucleotide messenger RNA. RefSeq lists its product as uncharacterized. Lineage: Eukaryota; Fungi; Ascomycota; Eurotiomycetes; Chaetothyriales; Herpotrichiellaceae. The transcript is spliced from 4 exons. The coding region runs from base 1 to 762 and encodes 253 amino acids. The record is from RefSeq and is a predicted model, not a curated record.
AUGGCUUCCUACCUCAUCACUGGUACCUCCAGCGGCCUUGGGCUGACGCUUGCAAAGUUUCUAGCAGCAAGGCCAAAAGACCAAGUUAGCCUUGUCAUCGCCGCAGCGAGGACCAAGACUCCUGCCCUCGACGAACUAAUUGGGAAAUAUCCUGGACGUGUCGUUUUCGUCCCCCUCGAAGUUACUAGUCAAGAGAGUGUCAAUGCUGCCGUCAAGUCUGUGGAGCAGGUAUUGGGACUCCAGGGAGGCUUGGAUAUCUUGAUCAACAAUGCAGGGAUUAUGCCCUUUCAGGUCAACGGGAUCUCUCAAGCAACGGAUCUGAUGCAUUGCAUGGAGGUCAACGUCAACAGCGUCCAGCUGAUGACAACUGCAUUCUUACCACUUUUGCGUCGUGGUAAACAGAAGACCAUUCUCAAUAUAAGUAGCCAGCUGGGCUCGAUAGGCCUAGCACCAAAGUUCGCGAUGUUUCCAGUCUCAACCUACAAGGUCUCGAAAGCUGCUGUCAACGCCUUGACAGUUCAGUGGUCGUUGGAACUUGCCAAAGAGGGAUUUACAGUUUUCUCUUCGCACCCAGGGUGGCUCAAGACAGACCUAGGCACUGAUGACGCAGACUUGCCUGUAGAGACUGGAGCCACUUGUACCUUAGAAAUUCUGGACAGGGCAACCAAUGCCGAUACCGGCAAAUUUUUCGACAUCAACGUCCCUGGCUGGAGUAGAGAAGGAUCUCCAAAUGUGUAUGACGGAUCAGAACUGCCGUGGUGA